AAUAAUCUCCCUAUGGUCACAGUGGCUGCCAGGAUGCUUUAACAGGUAACUUAUUGGUAGUCUUUCCAUUCGACCAGGACCUAAACAAAAUUUAUAGGUUGGUUUAUCUUAACUCAGACUAAAACAUAAUGAAUGCACAAAAAUGUAAAAACAACUUAUCUCAAGGAAAACAAGUAUUAUAAAAAAUUUCAUUUCCUUAAAUAGUUUUCAUAUUUUAUUUAUAACAAAAAUUUUAGAUUAACAAAUUUUCAGACAGAUAAUAUAAGAAGAAAGCUUUUUCAUAAAAUUUGACUUACACACACAGUUUAAAGCAGUUGAGCAUGAUGAGUAGAAGGAAUAACACGAAUGUGCCUGACUUCAUCCUAAUGGGACUGACGGAUUCUGAAGAGAUCCAGCUGGCUCUCUUUAUCGUAUUUCUCCUGAUAUAUCUAAUUACUGUGCUGGGGAACGUGGGGAUGAUAUUGAUAAUCCGCCUGGACCUCCGGCUUCACACUCCCAUGUAUUUCUUCCUCACUCACCUGUCAUUUAUUGACCUCAGUUACUCAACUGUCAUCACACCUAAAACCUUAGCGAACUUACUGACUUCCAACUAUAUUUCCUUCAGGGGCUGCUUUACCCAGAUGUUCUUUUUUGUCUUCUUGGGAGCUGCAGAAUGUUUUCUUCUCUCCUCAAUGGCCUAUGAUCGCUAUGUAGCUAUCUGCUGUCCUCUACACUACCCAGUUAUUAUGUCCAAUAGGCUCUGCCACACUCUCGUCACUGGGCCCUAUAUGAUUGGCUUUAUCAACUCCUUUGUCAAUGUGUUUUGCAUGAGCAGACUGCAUUUCUGUGAAUCAAAUGUAGUUCAUCACUUUUUCUGUGACACGUCCCCAGUUUUAGCUUUGUCCUGCACGGACACAUACGACAUUGAAAUCAUGAUAUACAUUUUAGCUGGUUUCACCCUGAUGGCAUCCCUUAUCACAAUAUCUGCAUCCUAUGCGUUCAUUCUCUCUACUAUCCUGAAAAUUAAUUCCACUUCGGAAAAGCAGAAAGCUUUCUCUACUUGUGCCUCUCAUCUCUUGGGAGUCACCAUCUUUUAUGGAACUAUGAUUUUUACUUAUUUAAAACCAAGAAAGUCUUCUUCCUUGGGAAGAAAUCAAGUGGCUUCUGUGUUUUAUACUAUUGUGAUUCCCAUGCUGAAUCCACUCAUUUAUAGUCUUAGAAACAAAGAAGUGAAAAACGCUUUUAUUAGAGUCAUGCAGAGAAGAGAGGACUCCAGGUAAUUAAAAUAGCGGGAAUGCUGAACAUUUAACUCAUGUUUUCUUUCUUUCAUAUUCGGUAUUUUCUUGGUUUGUCUAGCAAAACAAUUGAAUCCUUUAUUAUUAUUUUUUUUCAUUUCUGUUGUGCUACCCUUUGCUUGACUAAACAUAAACGUUUCAAGGUGUAUGUUUUUAGAAAUUAAAAUCGUAAUUAGAAAUCAUAAUAUGUGU
Callithrix jacchus (white-tufted-ear marmoset) is the source of this 1466-nucleotide messenger RNA. Lineage: Eukaryota; Metazoa; Chordata; Mammalia; Primates; Cebidae. The record is from RefSeq and is a predicted model, not a curated record.